Molecule: messenger RNA, 1107 nt
Organism: Erythranthe guttata (spotted monkey flower)
Lineage: Eukaryota; Viridiplantae; Streptophyta; Magnoliopsida; Lamiales; Phrymaceae
Molecular function (GO): protein binding
Source: RefSeq, a predicted model, not a curated record
AUGACUGUCAGCGACGGCAAAGGCGGGCGGACGGAUGUCGGCGACGGGUCAGCAGCAGACGGCGGCGGCGGGCGGAUGUCGGCGACGGCAACAUUUGAUUUUCGUGUUCAUCAUGUCCUAGAAGACAACAGAUACGUGAAAUCCGCCGUCGAACUCGAGGGUUUCGUCAAUUUCCUCGUGAAUCUUCUCGAUUUCGAGGAGAGCGAAAUUCAAGAUGAGGCGGCCAAAUCGAUGUCUUUAAUUGCAGGUUUUCUGUCCCACAAGGGUGUUCUAAUCGGUGCAGGGGUGAUUGCCCCUUUGAUAAGGGUUCUAGAAUCUGGGAGUGAGUUGGGCAAAGAAUUUGCCGCCAGGUGUUUGAUGAAAGUCACGGAGAAUUCCGAUAAUGUAUGGUCGGUUUCCGCCCACGGCGGAGUGCCUGCCCUGUUGAAGAUUUGCACUAGUGAUAACAGUAGUGAGAGUGAAUUGAUUGCUCAGUCUUGUGGGGUGUUGAAAAAUCUCGUUCUUGUCGAAGAAAUUAAGAAAUUUGUGGUCGAGGAAGGAGCCAUUGUUGAACUUGUUGAGCUUGCUAGUUCUAAAGAUGAUAUUGUACAAAUAGGCUCGCUCGAUUUACUGCAAACUAUAGCUUAUAGAGAUUCGUCGAUUAGGGAAACGAUUAUUAAAGAAGGCGGACUUCGAGCAUUGGUUCGGAUUUUGGAUCCAAAAUCAUCGGUUUCAACAAAGACAAGAGAAGUGGCAUUUAGGGGAAUUACGAGUAUAUGUUCCUCGUCGGAAAAUUUGAUAAGUAUACUUAUAAAUUACUCGUUUAUGGAUCAUAUACUUUAUUUUCUUCGAUAUGGCGAUAUUUCCGUACAAGAAUUGGCAUUAAAGGCUGCGUUUUGGCUAUGUGGAACUUCGGAGGAAGCUAAGAAGUUAAUGGGUGAUGCAGGGUUUAUGACGGUUCUUGUUAAAUUUCUCGACUCGAAAUCGAUUGAAAUACGAGAAAUUGCAGCUGAGAUACUUUCUAGUAUUUUGAUUAAAAUAUUAUAUGACUUUUGUAAGGGUAUUUACGGCAAUAUGGUUUUAAUCCCAGCUGAUUUCUCUAAAUCAUGCAAACAAAAUGGAAACUGA